AUGGAGUACGGACGUCUCGUGGUGCUCGGCUACAGCAGCUACCGCGUGGACAUGGUCCAACGUCGUCCUGGAAGUACGUCCAGCACCACCAACCAAGAGCUGACUCUACCAUCGUUUGGACUUGGUGAGGCUGCCUCGUCCACCGCUUCUGCCUCCAUCUUGACGUCUCACAAGCGCUCGCUUAGGCAGUUUUGGAAACCACUGGGCAGUCAGAACGCGCACUUUGUGCUGCAGAAGCGCGUGCGGCCCAAUGGCGUGCGGUUGCGCCGGUUCCAUCACGUUGUGCCUGUUCAGGAGUUCCAGUUGAAGCGUCCAGGGACUACUACUACUACUACUACUAAUCAAGGCCUUAAAGGGGUUACCACUCGCCUGAUGCAGCGCAUUCAGGAGGCUACAAAAGCUGCUAGGGGCGACGAUCAGGCGGAUGAAGGGGGGACCAAGGAGGUCGUGGAUCAAGCAGCUCUUGGGUUGUACCAGAUGUGCAUCCCGAUGGACGACCUGGACCCUUUUGCAAGUAUCUCGGAGUUCCAUGCUGACCCGGGUGUUGAUAUGUUCCAGAUUGGUCGCAUGCCUUGUGGCCAGAAUGAUUUUGUGAUUCCAGGACCGAGGGUGGGAGCUUCGGGGACUAUUUCUCGGUAUGCGGCGAGGAUCGUGUGUUCUCGGGAACCGCCGUUUGAGUGCCGUCUUUUUGCCGGUGGCUUUGAUGCUGCUGGACGGAUGAGCACGGCAGGCAAUGCACUGAAAUACUGCGUACGGUGUGGAGCGUGGCUGAAGCGUGUGAGUAUCGAGCACAUGUGUGUGAGGCAGAGUCUGAUUGAAAAAGUGAGGGAAGAAGGUGCUAGAAAGGAGAUGGACGUUGGCUGUUGGAAGGAAAAGAGUCACGACAGAGGAAGAGGUGGUGGUGUCCGGCAUUAUAUUGACGAAACGAACGAAGACGGACUGCUUGAGCACUUUGAGAUGGAUGUACAGGACGCCAGUGAGCUGCCGCUCGAUGGACUUACGAAGAAUGGGGUGCGCGUGUGGCUCCCUGAACAGAAGCAGUGGCUUGAGGUAUCGGUGAAUGGCAGUUUAUUCGCGAUCGAAUCGCGUGCGGUAAACGAGAAAAUGUCGUCGUCAAAACCGCGUGCGAAUGGUAUCGAUCGCCGUCGCUAUCAAGACGCACUGCGAUCACGUAGUGGAGCAUUUAACCGUCCGACAGGCGGCGCUAAAAAUCUGCCGCCGGUAUUGACCGACGGUGCUAUCAUUGACCUGGGCGGCGUCCAGCUUCAGUUCCAGACAGGCUAUCGUUCGGAGCUUGAAGCAAAAGCAGAGAACAGCGAGCUUUUGGAAGCGCCAGUGGUCUAUUAUCGGACGACGCCGUCUUCGAUCAGCACCCAACUCGAGCAGCUGAACGUCCAAUGUCCUGUUCAGCUACACUCGCUACGAUUUACUCGUGUGGAUGCAGAUGAAGAAGGGGUUCCGCUGAACGAGAUUCCUCACGUGUUUCCAGCGUGCGGCCAUGUGUUUGGAUUUGAAAAGCGCAUUGCGAGCUCGCACACCUGUCCAUUGUGUAGGAAGCCCGGGUCGCUUGUGCAGUUGCUGUUGAAAGAGAAUUCCCAGUUGCAGUCCACGGAAGAGCAGCAUGUCAUUCCUGAGUGUGUCUUCAACCCGUGCGGUCACGCUAUCAGCCGCAAGCUUGCCCAUUAUUACUCGGUGCUGGUGAUGCCCAAUGGCCGGGCGAUCUGCCCAUUCUGUGCAGUGCAUCUCGAUCUGCGCAUGCCAUUUUCGAGACUCUACCUUUAUUGCGACUCGGAAUGA
Peronospora matthiolae is the source of this 1797-nucleotide messenger RNA. NCBI's taxonomy places the organism in Eukaryota, Oomycota, Peronosporomycetes, Peronosporales, Peronosporaceae. The record is from the annotation of a GenBank genome assembly.